Molecule: messenger RNA, 1363 nt
Organism: Capsicum annuum
Lineage: Eukaryota; Viridiplantae; Streptophyta; Magnoliopsida; Solanales; Solanaceae
Product: tobamovirus multiplication protein 2A
Exons: 7
Coding region: 259-1116 (285 amino acids)
Cellular component (GO): membrane
Source: RefSeq, a predicted model, not a curated record
AAGUAUUCCUUUUUUCUUUUUCUGACCAAUUAUCUCUUUUUAUCUUUUUUUAGGAUAAACUCAAUUGAUAGUUCCAAUUAUCUAUUAUGUAGUAAUUAUAUUUCAAGAUUCUUGCUCCAAUAGUUUUAAUUUCAUCUUUGAUGAAACCCCUUUUAUUUUUUUUACCAGAUCCAUCCAUAUUCAGGGAAUUUGAUGAUUGAGCUUAAAAUUUGAGAGGAGCUGUUUGGUUUAAAGGGUUUCUUGAAGGAACUGUAAAGAAUGGCGUGCAAAGGUUUUUGGGAGUGUUUGUUGAAGCUCUUGAACUUCUUGUUGACCCUUGUUGGUUUGGCAAUGGUGGGGUAUGGUAUUUAUCUAUUUGUUGAAUACAAAAAUCAUUCAUCCUCCGGGGAUGAUCACCCUGUUGCACCACCUACAAGUGCUGCUGAUGUGAUAGAGUUUGGUCGUCCAAUGCUUAUGGCUGUAUCGUUGGCUGAUAACAUCUUUGAUAAACUUCCGAAACCUUGGUUCAUAUUUUUGUUUAUUGGUGUUGGAGCAGUUCUUGUAAUUGUGUCUUGCUGUGGUUGCAUUGGAGCGGCAACAAGGAACGGCUGUUGCCUGAGUUGUUACUCCGUGUUGAUUUUCUUGUUGAUCCUGGUAGAGCUAGGUGCUGCUGGUUUUAUGUUCUUUGAUAAAAGCUGGAGAGAGGAAAUUCCGACUGACAAAACGGGUAACUUUGAUACGAUCUAUGGAUUUUUGGAUGAACACUGGAAGAUUGUCAAGUGGGUUGCCCUUGGUGCUGUUAUUUUAGAGGCUCUUAUAUUCUUAUUGGCCCUCAUAGUAAGGGCGGCAAACAGACCAGCAGACUAUGAUAGUGAUGAUGAGUACAUAGGUGGUCCCAGACAACAAAUCCGACAGCCACUGAUCAGCAAUAGGGCACCACCAAAUGCUGCAACUGGUGUCCCUGUUACUGGUACCCUUGAUAAUCGUCCAAGUAGAAAUGACGCAUGGAGUACACGUAUGAGAGAAAAGUAUGGGCUCGAUACAUCGGAGUUCACUUACAACCCGUCAGAGUCCAACAGAUAUCCACAAACAGCCGUACAGCCGCAAGAGGAAAAGAAGGGUUGUGCCAUAAUGUGAUGAUGGUCUUCUGUAAAUUUGGGAGGGCUGAUGAUUGUGCUUGUCUGUGUAAUUUAGUCUGGUGUGAAGUAUUUGUGUCUUCUGUAAGCCGCCUUUUCUCUUUGUGGAGUCAGCCUUUAAUGUACAAAAUACAGUUUUUCGGGAUUUUCACUUGUUGUUGACAGUACAUUUUGAAGGAUAAUUCCUCCUCAGUUCAUGCUGAGGAAGAUGUAUUCAGUAUUUUAGUGUACGUGCAUUUCAGCAACAA